UUGAAUUGUCAUUGGCUGGAAAUAAGUUAAGGUCAGAUGAUACCAUCAGAGACUGAAGGUCAUUGGACUCAGUUUGUGAAAUGUAACAGAUUAAACAUAGAAAGUAAAUGUAAACGCUGAAUCAGCAAUAUCUCCCUGGUUCCGACAAGAAAACUGGUCAUGGCAGCAACACUGCAACAAAUUACUACUGUAACUGGAGUGGAACUCGAACCUCCUCCUCCAUCUUUGAAGGUAGAAUUCCAAACCCUUUUGACACCAGAAGCGAUCCAGUUCCUAGCAGAAUUGGUCUCUACUUUUGAUGCAGACGUUGAUGAGAUGUUACGGUUGAGAAGCAUUACAAAGUUAGAACUGGAUCGUCAUGGCGGACUUCCUGAAUUUUUGCCCCAUACCUUACACAUCCGAAAGGAUGAAUCCUGGAGAGUUGAACCAGUCCCUCGGAGGUUACAGAACAGGCACGUCGAUCUUGGUGAUGUGUCUCCAACCAACACUGAACAUUUCACCAAGGCCUUAUGUUCCAAUGCACAGGGCAUUCAGACAGAUUUUGAUGAUGGUCACUGUCCAACCUACUCUAAUCAAAUCCAAGGUCUUUUCAAUGUAUACAAGGCAGUUCACAAUCAAUUUCCAGAUGUACCGCCUAUUUCAAAGGCCCCCAUUCUAAUGCUAAGGCCUAGAGCAUGGAACAUGGUCGAACACAACAUGCUGGUUAAUGGAAGGGAGGUGCCUGGCCCUCUGUUUGACUUUGGAUUAUUGAUGUACCAUAAUGGGCGAAUUUUAUUCGAAAAUGAAUGUGGUCCUUUCUUUUAUUUGUCAAAGGUUGAAAGCCAUUUGGAGGCCAAAUUGUGGAACAAUAUAUUUGUCUGGGUUCAGAAGAAGCUGGGUUUGCCAAUUGGAUCGAUCAAAGCCACUGUCUUAAUAGAAAGUAUCUUGGCCACGUUUGAGAUGGAGGAGAUUCUUUAUGAGCUGCGAGACCAUUCUGCUGGGUUGAACUGUGGAAUCUGGGAUUACUCAGCCUCUUUCGUAAACAAACUUGGCUGUCGUCGAGAGUUCCUUUUACCAGAUCGCAGUAAAUAUGUAAAUAUGGAGAAACAGUUUUUGAAGAGUUACAUGGACCUUCUGGUAAAGACUUGUCAUAAGCGAGGUGCUCUUGCCACUGGAGGAAUGGCAGCACUGUUGCUGCCCCAAGACAAGGGGAGCUUGGCCUAUCAAACAGUGACAGCAAUUGUCACACGUUUGAAGAUGCUUGAAAUAAAUGCUGGAGUUGAUGGAUUCAUGGUGUACGAUAUGGACUUGAUUGAGCCAAUGUCAAAGCUUUUCCUGGAACACACUGAGGGACCCAAUCAGCUGCAUAUCCUAAGAAAAGAUGUGGAUGUGACUGCUAGUGAUCUGCUCACCAUGCCUUCUGGUGGAGUUACCCUGCAUGGACUAAAAUACAACAUUGGAGUUGGUAUUCUCUUCAUUGAAGCAUGGCUAAGAGGCCGAGGUCACUUUUAUUUUCGGGGUCAAGUGGAGGAUUCUGCUACUGCAGAAAUUUCCCGAUCACAGGUUUGGCAGUGGAUUCGACACGGUGUAAAGUUAGAGGAUGACAACAGAGUUGUCACCAGAAACCUUGUGCAAAUGCUUGUAAAGGAAUUAGGAACAGACCUACAGGAGGUUUUGGACUGCUACACUGACAGCUGCAAAUGGCGACUUACUGUUGCUUCUGAGAUGUUCCUUGAAAUUGUGCAAAAACGAGAUUUCCCAGACUUCCUCACUACAUACCUGAACUUGGAACACACAUUUUUAAGUGCAAAACAUUAAUUCCAUAGAAUCUGUACUCAACAAUAAGAGUUAUCCCAGCAACGUUUGUGUACACAAAAGGAAGUGGUAACAAAUGGAAAACUUUACGAAGGACUUCGAAUAAAUUUUUCAAAAAUCUCAGGAUUAGCACUUAUUGCAUCUUCGUGUUCCUAGAAAAGCCUUGUGUAACAUUGACAAGCUCACAUACUGAAACUCUGACCAGUGAUCAUUUACCACUGCGGCAGGAUUUAACCAAGCAGUGCACUACCAAAUCCUUUGCAAUCCAUUACUUUUGAAGCUUUAAAAAUAAUGACAAGGUAUUUGCUACCUUGUUGCCUUUCACUGACAAGUGAAUAAUCACACUUGUACCCACUGGCAAGAAUUCCACAUAAAUUCUGUAAAGCAUAAAGACACACCUAUUCUAUUUGAAGGUGGAGCUACAAGUGAUGCAGAAUUUUGGGGGAACACAAGUCAGGAUACAAUAGUUAGCUGUGGAGUACACCUCCUUCCAGGCAUGUCAAAGACAACCCCUGAAAAGCAGUUUCUAAAAUACGAAGUAUCAAAAUUGUUUAGGGCACUGCAUUGUGAAUAAACAAAUUAAUUUAGAUUGCACCAAGAACUAAUUCUACAUUCAGGUAGAUUGAUCUGAAUACCAGAAUAGAUGAAAUAUAGUUACACUGAUUACCAUUACCAGAUACCUGCUGAAUUACUUACAAUUUGACUAGCUAUAGACAUUCCUCAUGUGGGUUCAAAAAGUCAACACAAGAAAGACAAACAAGAAUUAGAGCAUACAAGUCUUCAAAACUGCUAUCAUUCAACUUGUACAUGAACUUUUUCAUUCUCUAGCCUAAUAUUUUUUGAGUCACUAUGCACUGAAGAUUUUUAUCAAUCUCAAUCUUGAGUAUGUUCAUCAACUAAAUAUUUGCAGCCCUUCUGGCAUACAGAAUUCUAAAGAUUCAUAUUUGAGUGAA
Chiloscyllium plagiosum (whitespotted bambooshark) is the source of this 2747-nucleotide messenger RNA. The record is from RefSeq and is a predicted model, not a curated record. Lineage: Eukaryota; Metazoa; Chordata; Chondrichthyes; Orectolobiformes; Hemiscylliidae.